AAAAUUCUACGUUCUCUUGGUCCGUCGUAAAUAGAGUGCAGUAAGAUUGAACUCGUAACCUUCUAUAGACGACAAGACCGUGUUCAUUUUUAUCUAUUUUAGUAUUUCUGUUUUAAUUUUCUAAUUAGCUUCACUACAGCAAUAAAUCCGUUUGCAGAGACGAGAAAAUAUGGAGCUAAACCUUAGCUGUGCUAAGAAAACCUAAUAAUAACAAAAAAAAAAAAAAAAAAAGAAAAAGAAAAAGAGAAGCAAAAAUUGAAGAAUUGAAGUUUCAUCUUCCGAUCAAUCAUGGCUUCUUCUAGCUCUGGAAGUUCAAUUCCCGCGCCAGAGGCAAUUCAGGUUCUGGUCUCUUCUCUCGCCGAUGAAUCCUCCAUUGUCCGUGAAGCCUCCAUGUCUUCUCUUAAAGACCUCUCCUCACUGAAUCCACUUCUGGUUCUUGAUUGUUGCUGCACGGUCUCAAGAGGAGGACGUCGACAAUUUGGAAAUUUGGCGGGUGUAUUUGAAGUAAUGGCCAUGGGAGUUCGAGCAUUAGCUAAGCAAGAUGUUGAUCCUGCUUAUAUGGCAAAGCUUGCAAAGAUUGCUACUGCUGAGAUGAUUUCCUCCAAGGAGCUCAAUGCUGACUGGCAAAGGGCUGCAGCUGGCCUUCUUGUUUCAAUAGGCUUACAUUUACCUGACCUGAUGAUGGAAGAGAUAUUUCUACAUUUGUCUGGGCCUAGUUCAGCUUCACCAGCUAUGGUUCAAACACUUGCAGAUUUUGCUUCAGCUGAUGCUUUGCAGUUUACUCCAAGACUGAAAGGUGUGCUUUCACGAGUUUUACCUAUCCUUGGAAAUGUUCGAGAUGCUCAUCGGCCAAUAUUUGCAAAUGCAUUUAAAUGCUGGUGUCAGGCUGUAUGGCAAUAUAACAUGGAUUUCCCGUCGCAUUCCCCUCUUGAUGCUGGUGUCAUGUCUUUCCUAAAUUCUGCUUUUGAGCUUUUGUUGAGAGUUUGGGCAACUUCUCGGGAUCUUAAGAUCCGCACAUCUUCUGUGGAAGCAUUGGGUCAGAUGGUUGGUCUUAUCACCCGGACACAGCUAAAGGCAGCUUUACCGAGACUUGUCCCUACUGUAUUGGAACUGUAUAAAAAGGACCAAGAUAUUGCCCUUCUUGCAACAUGUAGUCUUCACAAUCUCUUAAAUGCCUCGUUACUGUCUGAAACCGGUCCACCAUUGCUUGAUUUUGAGGAUCUCACAGUUAUUCUAUCGACACUUCUUCCAGUCAUUUGCAUCAAUAAUGAUAGCAAAGAGCAUUCAGAUUUUUCAGUGGGACUGAAAACCUACAAUGAAGUUCAGCGUUGUUUUCUGACUGUUGGCUUGGUGUACCCUGAUGAUUUGUUUACAUUCCUUCUGAAUAAAUGCCGAUUGAAGGAAGAGUCUUUAACUUUUGGUGCACUAUCUGUUCUAAAGCAUCUCUUACCAAGGUCAUCUGAAGCUUGGCACAAUAAAAGGCCUUUGCUAGUUGAAGCUGUAAAGUCCUUGCUAGAUGAGCAAAAUUUAGGUGUUAGAAGGGCUUUGUCAGAGUUGAUUGUAGUUAUGGCCUCACACUGCUAUUUGGUUGGUUCAUCUGGGGAAUUGUUCAUUGAGUACCUUGUACGCCAUUGUGCUCUAUCAGAUCUUGAUAGCAAUGAUCCUGAAAACUCCAAGGUGAAGUCAGGGAGGUUUUGUCCAAUAGAGUUGAGAGCAAUCUGUGAAAAAGGCCUUCUUUUGAUAACUAUUACAAUUCCAGAAAUGGAGCAUGUUCUUUGGCCAUUUCUGUUGAAUAUGAUUAUUCCUCGGAUUUAUACUGGUGCUGUUGCAACGGUCUGCAGAUGCAUCUCAGAAUUAUGCAGACAUAGAUCUUCUACUAUUAGUGGUAUGCUCAGUGAGUUCAAAGCUCGUGCUGAUAGUCCAAGUCCUGAGGAGCUGUUUGCCCGUCUGCUGGUGCUUUUGCAUGAUCCAUUGGCGAGAGAACAGCUGGCAACUCAGAUUUUGAUGGUUCUUUGUUAUCUGGCACCGCUUUUUCCAAGGAAUAUUAACUUGUUUUGGCAAGAUGAGAUUCCUAAAAUGAAGGCAUAUGUUAGUGACACAGAAGACUUAAAGCAGGAUCCUUCAUACCAAGAAACCUGGGAUGACAUGAUAAUCAAUUUCCUUGCAGAAUCCUUGGAUGUGAUUCAAGACACUGAUUGGGUGAUCUCUCUUGGAAAUGCUUUCACAAACCAAUAUGAUCUCUAUACAACAGAUGAUGAACAUGCUGCACUUCUUCAUCGGUGCCUUGGUAUGCUUCUACAGAAAGUUGAUAACAGGGCUUAUGUCCAAAGUAAGAUUGAUUGGAUGUAUAAACAUUCUAAUAUUGCUAUUCCUGCCAAUAGGCUUGGUUUAGCAAAAGCCAUGGGAUUGGUUGCAGCAUCCCACUUGGACACAGUGCUGGAAAAGCUGAAAGACAUUCUAGCUAAUGUCGGGCAAAGUAUUUUUCAAAGAUUGUUGUCUUUUUUCUCUGAUAGCUAUAAAACAGAAGAGUCUGAUGAUAUACAUGCUGCAUUGGCUCUGAUGUAUGGAUAUGCUGCAAGAUAUGCUCCAUCAACAGUUAUUGAAGCAAGAAUAGAUGCACUUGUUGGGACUAAUAUGCUCUCACGGCUUCUUCAUGUACGCCACCCUACAGCCAAGCAGGCUGUAAUAACUGCUAUCGACUUACUAGGUCGGGCUGUCAUUAAUGCUGCUGAAAACGGUGCAUCAUUUCCACUGAAAAGAAGAGACCAGUUGCUUGAUUAUAUAUUAACUUUGAUGGGCAGAGAUGAUAAUGAUGGUCUUGGUGAUUCCAGUCUUGAACUUCUGCAUACCCAGGCACUUGCUUUAAGUGCAUGCACUACCUUGGUCUCUGUGGAGCCAAAGCUGACUAUUGAAACUAGAAAUCAUGUUAUGAAGGCAACGUUAGGGUUCUUUGCUUUGCCAAAUGAACCAGUGGAAGUUGUAAAUCCGCUCAUAGACAACCUUAUAACUCUCUUAUGUGCAAUUCUUCUUACAAGUGGAGAGGAUGGAAGAAGUCGAGCAGAGCAGUUACUGCAUAUUUUGAGACAAAUAGAUCAGUAUGUUUCUUCAUCAGUGGAGUGUCAGAGGAGAAGAGGUUGUCUUGCAGCACAUGAGAUGCUUCUCAAGUUCCGGAUGCUUUGUGUCAGUGGAUACUGUGCACUUGGUUGCCAUGGAAGUUGCACACACAGCAAGCAAAUUGAUCGCACUCUGCAUGGCAAUUUUGCCAACUUACCAUCGGCAUUUGUAUUGCCAAGUCGAGAAUCCCUUUGUUUGGGAGAGAGAGUCAUUAUGUAUCUUCCACGCUGUGCAGACACUAAUUCUGAAGUUAGAAAAGUCUCUGCUCAGAUUCUUGAUCAACUCUUCAGCAUCUCUCUUUCACUUCCGAAGCCUUUAGGUUCUAGUUCCAGUGUCGAUAUAGAAUUGGCAUACAGUGCUUUAUCCUCCCUUGAAGAUGUUAUAGCCAUCUUGAGAAGUGAUGCUUCCAUUGAUCCAUCUGAGGUUUUCAACAGAAUUGUGUCAUCUGUCUGUAUCUUAUUGACGAAGAAUGAGUGUUUCUUGCAGCUUGUAGGCACCCUGCAAGGUUGCACAGCAGCUAUAUGUGAUAAGAUCAAGCAGUCAGCUGAAGGGGCCAUCCAAGCUGUUAUUGAGUUUGUUUCAAAGAGGGGGAUGGAGUUGAGUGAAACUGAUGUUUCAAGGAUAACCCAAUCAUUGGUCUCGGCUGUGGUUCAUGUAACUGAGAAGCAUUUGCGGUUGGAGACUCUUGGAGCUAUUUCUUCUCUAGCCGAAAAUACUAGAUCAAAAAUUGUCUUUGAUGAAGUAUUGGCUACUGCUGCAAGGGAUAUAGUCACAAAGGAUAUUUCUAGACUACGAGGUGGCUGGCCAAUGCAGGAAGCAUUUUACGCAUUUUCUCAACAUCCAGUGCUUUCUUUUCAAUUCCUGGAGCACCUGAUAUCUGUCCUUAAUCUGACUCCUGUUAUUAAGGGUGAUUUAGACAGCUCUAGUCAUUUUGCUGAUGGUCAGAUAGGGGAUGACAUUCUGCAAGCUGCUAUGUUUGCUCUCACUGCCUUCUUCAGAGGUGGUGGAAAAGUUGGAAAGAAAGCCGUUGAGCAAAGCUAUGCUUCUGUUCUUGCUGCACUUAUACUUCAAUUUGGAAGUUGUCAUGGUCUAGCUAGUUCUGGUCAGCAUGAGCUAUUACGAGCUCUUCUGACUGCAUUUCAAGCCUUCUGUGAAUGUGUGGGAGAUCUUGAAAUGGGAAAGAUUUUGGCUAGAGAUGGAGAGCAAAACGAAAAGGAGAAGUGGAUCAAUCUUAUUGGAGAUUUAGCAGGAAGCAUUUCUAUAAAGAGACCAAAAGAGGUCCAAACUAUUUCUCUAAUUUUAACUAAAUCCUUAGACCGACACCAAAAGUUUCAAAGGGAAGCAGCAGCUGCAGCAUUGUCAGAAUUUGUUCGCUACAGUGGUGGAUUUAGUUCUCUAUUGGAGGAGAUGGUGGAAGCAUUAUGUCGACAUGUAUCAGAUGAGUCUCCAACUGUUAGAAGCCUAUGUUUAAGAGGGCUAGUACAGAUACCAUCUAUUCAUAUUUAUCAAUACACACCUCAAACUCUAGGUGUAAUAGUAGCAUUGCUCGAUGAUUCAGAUGAAUCUGUCCAAUUGACUGCUGUUUCAUGCUUACUGACGGUGCUUGAAUCAUCACCCAACGAUGCAGUAGAGCCCAUUUUGCUUAAUCUUUCUGUCCGUCUCCGAAACCUUCAAAUAUGCAUGAACACAAAGAUACGAGCCACUGCCUUUGCUGCAUUUGGGGCACUAAGCAGCUACGGAGUUGGUGCACAGCGGGAAAUAUUUCUUGAACAGAUACAUGCUGCCACUCCUCGCUUGGUUUUGCACCUUCAUGAUGAUGAUAUUAGUGUUCGACAUGCUUGCCGAAAUACUCUCAAACAUAUUGCCCCCUUGAUGAAGAUUGAAGGAUUGGCUUCCUUGUCCAACUCACAUUGUUGCAAUUCUGAUCAUCGAAGUGACUAUGAGGGCUUUCUAAGAGACUUCACACGGCUGCUCACCCAAUAUCUUCCUUCUAGAGUUGAUUCUUACAUGGCAUCAACAAUUCAGGCUAUAGAUGCACCUUGGCCAAUAAUACAGGCCAAUGCUAUUUACUUGGCAAGCAGCAUACUAUCACUUUCAGAUGAUCCGCGUAUUUUAGCUCUUUACUAUGCACAGGUGUUUGGAAUGUUGGUGGGGAAGAUGAAUCAGUCAGCAGAUGCAGUUGUUAGGGCAACGUGUUCUUCAGCCCUUGGCCUGUUGCUUAGAUCAACUAAUUCUCUUUCAUGGAGAACAGCUCGUCUCGAUCGUGAUCGAGUUGAAUCAUCUCGGAGGACCCAUGAUUCUGAUAAGAAGUAGAGAUUCUAAGAAAUAUCAGGAUCAGAUAAAAUGACGGUGCUGAUUACCAUUAUGUUCAUUUGUAUAGCAUGUCGUUAUUAUUCUGCUAAUGAUCACAAUCCGAGUUCAAAAGCAAAAGCCAUGCAGAAGAUAAGUGGUUUGUCUUGAUUGAUGACACGCACGAUGAAGCUAGUUUGUGAUUACUAGAUGGAUAUUGAAGUUAAAGUUAAAUAGCAUUUUAAGAUGUACAGCUUUUGGUAAAUGUAAUCGAUUCAUUUGUUUGAUGUAAAGCUGGUUGUUGCAACAUUGGAAGCAUGCGUCUUUAACCCUUUUCAGGUUGUAUAGCUUGUACCAUACUGUAAAAUUUGUGUCAUUCAGCUCGAUUUGUUUCAAUAGAAAAUUAAUAAAUGUAAUCCGAAGUUGAAUGUAGUUAUAUUCAAUUGGAAUUGAAGUUUUCAGAACAUUCUCUA
Messenger RNA from Jatropha curcas, 5876 nucleotides. The record is from RefSeq and is a predicted model, not a curated record. Lineage: Eukaryota; Viridiplantae; Streptophyta; Magnoliopsida; Malpighiales; Euphorbiaceae.